UUUGGAAACCUUUUCUACGCACGCAGCUCCUGGCCCCACUGUAUUUCUCGUGAAAUAUUUCUGCACGAAGCCACGGCAAAGGCUGGCAAUGCAGGGCAAGAUGCAGCUCCUGAUCGGGUACAACGGGAGGAUUUUCGUGACUCUCUGUAUAAUCCUCUUUGUGGGAUACACAGCACAAGGCGCAUCGCUGCAGAAGGCAAGAUACAAGCGAGUGAGGUGCAGGCCAGAUGCCUGGUCUGCCAACUGCAUCGAGGAGAAAGGGCCCUGGUUUUAUAUGCCCGAAGGUGGAGCCAACCACAUCCUGCCUCCCAUGGCUCAUCCCUCUCUGAUGAAGGACUACCAGGAGCUGGCCAAUAUGUUUCCACUUUCGGAAGAAGAGUCCGGCUCUGGGUUUGAGAACGUGGCUGAAGUGGAGCAGGAAUCCGGGUCUGGGGCUGACUUUGGCACUGAUUACCCUGGCAUGAAGUUCCACGACUUCUUGGUGGGCCAGCAAAAAAGCAAGCUGAAGCGGAAGCUCACAGAGGAGGAUUUAAUUCUGUAGGGGAGGAAACUUGGCCCUCAUCGUAAAGAUUGUGACCUUUCUUGCCUUCGGCAUGUCUUCUCUGGUGUAUGACCAAAUCCGAUUACUCUCAGGACAAAAUGGUUUUAUAAAAGUUCUAAAUCAAUAAAAACUGCCUUACAAUCUCUAUUGCUUUUAUUCACUAAAAAUCUGUAUUCAAUCUGAACUUACUAUUUGCUUUUUAAGUGUAGGGUAACGAUCCAAAUCAGGGGAAAAUAGGAUUUUAAAGGAUCUGAGAUAACCUUGUUUGUAUAAAUAUUAUGGCUUGCAAAAAAAAAAAAAAAAAUCACCCACUGGUAAUAAAUUAAAAAUGUUUAUUUGAUGGGAAUCAGAUGCACAUUAACACAACUCAACUAAUUCUGUAAAAUCAACUCAAACCGUUGCCUUUCAUCUAACUUUCCUUAGAUUAUUUCCUCAAGAAGCACAAAUGUUGUGAACUGUUCUGGCACUAUAGAUGUUAUUUCCUGUUACGAAUGUAAGAGUGGGUCUUGUUGUUAUGGCCGGUUUGCCUCAGUGUAGCUUUUACACUAUUUUGGCUGUGUAACCUUAAAGGAAGCCAUGAGAGGCAAAAGCCAUAACUCCCUUCUCCAUUCUCUCUUAUGACUCUUAACAUUAAAAGUGGCCAAUGAGCAAGUGCACCUACCUUUCAAAUCGCUGAAUGGAUUUUCCCCUGAUGUCUGUAUCUACCUGGCUGUAAUCCUAUUAAAAUCUAAAUUAAACCAUUUUUUUCUUAA
Rhea pennata is the source of this 1293-nucleotide messenger RNA. It is a transcript of the gene SRGN, whose product is annotated as serglycin. The record is from RefSeq and is a predicted model, not a curated record. Lineage: Eukaryota; Metazoa; Chordata; Aves; Rheiformes; Rheidae. The transcript is spliced from 3 exons. The coding region runs from base 89 to 541 and encodes 150 amino acids.